CGCUAAGUGAUCAAAUCGCACUACCAAACAAGAGCGAAUGAGAGAUUGUGAGAGAUAAAAGUGAGAUAAAGGAAAACGAUAAUCUCGUCCCGAAGAGAUAAAAACGUGUUCGUACACUUUACAUUACAUACAUUCGACGACUUUGAUUUUAUAAAGGUCUCGCGCGAGAGAUACUUAUUCUAAGAGUACGAAAUUCGCACGAAUUAACUCUGCAAAUUGUCGCAAAUCGAUUCGAGCGAGCGAGGAAGAAUGACGCACCCCGCCAGGAUUUUCACCGCGCGAAUUAUCACGUUUGACAUAAUCAACAUCAUGCAUCUUUCGACAGUCAGCUGUGGUCGUGAUUUAUGAAGCAAUAAUCUUAUCUCUGAGGUAACGCAGUAAAAGACGCACGGUAAACACACCUGCCUAAAUCCUCUCACACUCGUAUAUAGCAAAGCAAGCGCGAAGGGGAUUCUUAAAAGCACGUGAUCCUACGUGGUGGAAAGUUAACGCCAAGAUGCAUCGUAUUGUCGAGUUGGUCGCAAAUAGCGCUUUGCUGUGGAUUAUCCUCCAGACCGCGAUGAGUGUGCUGGUCACCGUCCUGUAUGAGUUUUGCAUUCCCUGGAUUAUUUGGGGCUCACUGAUUGUCGUGAUAGUGUUGAAAUUGGUCCGAGUGUCUCCUCCGCCUACCAGCACUAUACAAGAGGUGCUCGGCGUGAAUCCGCUCCUCCUGAGCAAAGAUAACUCCGUGUCCGAAAACCACGGUAAUGGAGAGCAAUAUUGCAUGCGAGUGGUGGCCCACCGUGGUGGAGGAUACGAUUAUCCUGAGAACAGUUUGUUGGCUUUCCGAAAUAGCAGAGGAAAGGGUUGUAGUGCAGUGGAGCUUGAUUUACGCCUAACAAAGGAUAACAUUCCAAUAAUAUUCCAUGAUUCAACAAUCGAAAGACUCACAGGCCAGGCAGGAACGAUUAGUGAAAUGACAUGGGAAGAAUUGAGGGAAUUUGAUAUAACUUAUAAUCACCCACUUAAGAACAAAUUUUCCGAAGGCGAAAGGAUCGCACUGUUAGACGACGCAUUGCAAGAAUGUCUGAACAGCGAGCAAAGAAUAAUUAUAGAUAUAAAAGAGACGAAGCUGGAUGUCGUGCAAGUUGUUCUAGACGCCUACAAAAAGUAUCCAAAAUUGUUCCAGAGAGGCGUUGUGUCGAGUUUUAAUCCAAUCGUAGUGUACAUGAUUAGGAAGAAAGAGCCGCGUAUUGUUUCAAGUCUCGCUUGGAGGCCGUAUUUUUUCUCGAGAGCAUCGUACGUCGGUCUGGAAGCACCUGGCCCAGUACGAUAUCAUAAUCCAUUUAAGCAUUUGGCAGCUUGCCUCUUGGAAAUUUUGUAUGAAUGGCUACUACCGAGCUUUGUCUACUAUGUGGUUGGCGUUUCCGCCAUGCUAUUGCACAAGGACAUAGUAAACCCACGCGUAAUCGAACGAUGGCGUGAACGCGGUGUCCGCGUGAUGGCAUGGACAGUGAAUCGGCCGUCGGAGAAAGUGCAUUUCUCGAGGUUCCUUAAAGUCACCUAUUUAACCGAUACGCUACAUCUAGAAAAGGACAUGUAGUAAUGUCCGAUAUAUUUUUGUUCAGUAUUAAAUUUCAAAGACUUUGUACCAUACGCUGGCAUUAUGCACGUACAAAUUUUUAUACUUUCGAUUAUACAGAUUAUAAUCAUCGUCAUUGAUAUCAACCAUCUAGUCGGGUCGUAAAAAAAUUGUCAUAACGACUUACAUUACUUUAAACAUAGAUUAUAAGGCACUUAUUUUAUGUCUUGUACAAGGCACAUAUGUAUGUGCGAAUAGCGAUAAUAAAAUUAUUCGUUACAUUAAGGGGAUUUAAA
Messenger RNA from Mycetomoellerius zeteki, 1857 nucleotides. Its product is annotated as glycerophosphodiester phosphodiesterase 1. The record is from RefSeq and is a predicted model, not a curated record. The transcript has 5 exons. NCBI's taxonomy places the organism in Eukaryota, Metazoa, Arthropoda, Insecta, Hymenoptera, Formicidae. Gene Ontology annotation, molecular function: glycerophosphodiester phosphodiesterase activity. Gene Ontology annotation, cellular component: plasma membrane. Gene Ontology annotation, biological process: ethanolamine metabolic process; N-acylethanolamine metabolic process; phospholipid metabolic process. The coding region runs from base 497 to 1582 and encodes 361 amino acids.